AUGUUCUUUUUUUAAACAAAUUUUUGUUCUUGUUCUAAGCGCACUUUUUGCAUUCCUCACCUCUGUAAAAUGUGCAAAAAGCACCCUCUUGGGCUCUCGCAGUCCCGCCUCUCGGCCCUCUCCCCAAAAACAGUAAAUUUACAAAUGCGAAAUGCAAAUAAUAUUCUUUGUAGGAAAAAAAAAUUAAUAAGAGCAAUUAUGCUGUGCUGUUGUAGGAAAAGUUGGAGAGCCGCCAUUAUGGGUUGCCAGUGGGGAGCAUGCAUAGUUCUAAAUAUUGUUGAAGAAUAUUUUCUUUCCAGCUUCUAGGCACACACAAAAAGUCGGCAACCGCUGCCAGAUCUGCCUUCUCUUUUCGUUACUGAUUACCUUCCCGGAUAUUGUCCGCCUUUGUUUGAUCGUUCUCUAUUUUCCAAUCAAUUUAAAGGUAAUUUCUUUUAGUUGGUUAUUGAUUUCUACUUGGAAUUGUUCGCUAUUGAUCUCGGUUGGUUAUUGCUUUCUACGGUUAUCGCUUACCCAUCCAUUUAUCUUCUGUAAACAAACUCUAACUGCAAUCCAACGUGUCCCCGGACUUAGGUUUUGCUCCUUCCCAAGCCUCCAAUUACUUCUCAUCUUCAUAUAGCUACUGAUUCUUUCUUUUCAAAUUCUUCCUAACUUCGGCAAUGCAGUUGUGGAAUUAGCAUAACCAAAUCAAUCCUACUUUUUUCUGUUUUUGACUGCGGCGGUCGGGGGUUGGUUUAGGGUUUCCUUCCUAUUGGUUGUGGACAAUCUUCCCAUGUACCGCUAGCCACCUUACGGAAGGAAAGAGAAUAAAAGGAUACAAAAUUCGUGUGACAAAUGGGUGAUUUGGUGUCUAUUUACCUCAACAUCGUGGCCUUUAUAUGUACUGCUGGAGCCAUUGCUUUGGCGAUUCUUCACAUCUACAGGCACCUUUUGAAUUACACCGAACCUAUUUUUCAGAGAUACAUCGUCCGCAUCAUCUUUAUGGUUCCGGUUUAUGCGUUGAUGUCUUUCUUGUCCCUUGUUCUACCACUGGGUUCGAUAUAUUUCAAUUCCAUCCGGGAAGUUUAUGAAGCUUGGGUCAUCUAUAAUUUUCUGUCUCUCUGCUUGGCAUGGGUUGGAGGUCCAGGAGCAGUUGUGCUCAGUUUGAGUGGUCGAGUUUUAAAGCCAUCUUUGUGUCUGAUGACAUGCUGCUUCCCUCCCAUGCCACUUGAUGGGCGUUUUAUACGGAGAUGCAAGCAAGGCUGUCUGCAGUUUGUCAUUCUUAAGCCCAUUUUAGUUGCUGUUACACUCAUAUUAUAUGCGAAAGGAAAAUAUAAAGAUGGGAAUUUUAGUCCAAGACAGGCAUAUCUAUAUCUUACUAUCAUCUAUACAAUCUCAUACACAAUGGCUCUAUAUGCUUUGGUAUUGUUUUACAUGGCAUGCAAAGAUCUUCUUCAGCCAUUCAAUCCAGUUCCUAAGUUCAUCAUACUAAAAUCUGUUGUUUUCUUAACCUAUUGGCAGGGUGUUCUGGUUUUUCUCGCUGCAAGGUCUGGAUUCAUAAAGGAUGCUGAAGAAGCAGCUCAAUUUCAAAACUUUAUUGUAUGUGUUGAGAUGCUUAUAGCUGCAGUGGGUCAUCUUUAUGCAUUUCCAUAUAAAGAGUAUGCUGGUGCGAAUAUUGGUGGGUCUCGUGGCUUUACAGGAAGCCUCACUCAUGCCUUGGAGUUGAAUGACUUCUAUCAUGAUACUGUUCACCAGUUCGCACCAACAUAUCAUGAUUAUGUAUUGUAUAACCAUAAUGAUGGUGAUGAGGGAACAAGAAAGUACCGGUCAAGGACUUUUGUGCCAACUGGGCCAGAGAUGGAUGCCGUGAGAAGAAACAAACUCAUGCUUGGAAACAAACUGGAUGACAUUCAGCUAUCCAGUCUCUCAUCGUCUGGUACAAGCACUCCCCAAAACCCUGGCUCUGUACCAGAUUCUGCACGUGGUGACAUGAUAAAAUCAUCACUGCUUGUGGAACCCGCAAAUUCUUAUUCAGUGCCGUAUGAUAUGUCACUUAUCGACAUGGAUCUGUCUAAUUACCCUCCAAAAGUUCCUGCUGCUAAAGAAACUGAGCCUAGGUGACAAUGUGUAGUAAAAUCCUUAAGACAGGUGAGAAGGGUGCAUCCUUCAGGAGUGGGGCGAGAAUGAGUGGAGGGGGAGGAGAGAGCAAAAAAGGUUAGAGUGUCUGACAUGACAUUAUUUCUGACUUUGGGACAGCCUCCUAUGUUAAAUUGUAUGUGUUCCGGUGAUUGGUUUCAAUCUGCUGUAGUGUUUGCUGUAGUCCUCAGCUCCCAGUAUUUUCUCCCUUUUGCCUGUAUUGAUUUCAACCACUGUAAAUUGUAGUCGCUGUUCAUAGCUUUAAUACUGGAACUUAGUGGCCCAGUGGACCGUCUGCCAAUGGUUGUCUGAGUUUGUUGCUAUCUGCUCUGUAGAUACAAAUUACUUAGUUCAUAGUUGAGGGAUCUGAAUUGCGGUCAUGAAAUUUGGUUUCAACUUUUGUUCACUUGACUUUUGCCAAGCUCGGUGCUCUUUUUGCUUGUUAUUCAAAUGAUUUUACCAUUUGAUAUCACGCCAUAUUAGAGUAAUGUUAUUGAUUACUUUCUCCCACAUUGUAGUUGCCUUUCCUUUGAAAUUGAGAGUGAAGGGGGAAAUGGGAAGGGAAAUUGGAUGUUCUGCAGCAUGGCAAUUUUGGGUGAGUUGCAUGUUUAUUACGACUCAAAAGAUGGAUGCUUUUUCUGUAAAUCCUAUUCUACAAUGCUUCUGCCUUUAUUUUGAUUCGUAACUGCUAAAUUGCUGAUGCUGCUCUUACACCUCCCAGUGAAAGUGCCCCUAUUGCCUUGGUUAGGUUGCAUAGCUGAAUAAGCAAUCUAAUAAAAUGCAGUUGUAAUCUAGCAAUGUCAAGACUGAUAGGUUGCCUCUGAUGGUCAUUCUGCACUUGUGAAAUUACCUUGCCAAUUAGGCAUUGAAGAAACCAUUGGUUUAUUGUUAUUCUUACCAUUUAUGUUAUUCAACACGCCUGGUAUAUAACUGUUCUUCUGGAUGGUUAAAGUUUGCUUGUUAUUAUUAGUUUGGAUUUUCUUUUUCUUCUUUUUUUGGUUACACAGCUCAGAAUAAGUUCUUUAGUACUGAUUACUCUUGCUGUGCAAGUUAGCUCAAUCGUAGUAAGCUACCCCGGGCACAAAAGUGUUGUGAGGUCUCGAGUUUAGGUGUUUGUUAUUGAUAUUAUUGCCUUUCAUAGUGCAUGAUGCGUGAAUAAAUGGUUAAACUUGCAAGGAAAAAUAUGGUAUUGAUACAGCAGUUGGCUGCACCUGUCAUUAUUAUCUAAUACCUAAUUCGUAAUCAAACUUCUAAAUAUGGCUUUUCGACAGUUUUCCACGCACGGUUUACGUCAAUUGCUUGCGUGAAUGUAUUGUGGAUAGUUGUAGUACACCCUUGUUUUAAUAAAAUUCAUGAAUCAUCGUCGAGUUCGAUGCAGAUUGCCUUUGAAUUAAGAAUGUUAUUAUGGGAAAUAAACCGCAAGACUUUGACUUUCAGUCGAAGUUUUUAUCAUGGUAGAAUAAUUCGUUCGCACGCAUCCAGGAGAAAGGUGGCUCUGAAUCAUCUUUAUAUUGGUUAGGCGUUUAUAUCGUCACAAAAGUUAUUGUGCUCAUAAGGUGAGAACGACGAAAUUGCAUGUUUUGUAGGGAUAAUCGUUGA
Messenger RNA from Durio zibethinus, 3714 nucleotides. Its product is annotated as organic solute transporter ostalpha protein (DUF300). NCBI's taxonomy places the organism in Eukaryota, Viridiplantae, Streptophyta, Magnoliopsida, Malvales, Malvaceae. The record is from RefSeq and is a predicted model, not a curated record.